GGUUGAAAUCAUAUGAUCUAGAAAGAUUUGAGCUUGGGAUUUGUCGGAGUGAUUGGAUCAGUCUUGUGUCUUAGGAACGUGUGUCACUACCAAUUUGUUCGCCAUGCCCUUAGAAAUUCUAAGCGAGUAUCGGAGAUCGGGUUUCGAGGUUCUCAGCUUCAUCAGGAUUUUCCAUUGGUUGUGCAUAACCUUUCUGUCCAUUUUCACUUUGUUUGCCCUUCAUGGCUUGGAGACUCAGGGCGCUCCCAAGGACGACCUUUGGGCCAUGGGGAUUUUCUACUCGUCGGCAGCCUUCCUCGCCAUGACAUUGGUGGGUGCAUUUUGUGCGCCAUUGGUGUGGCUUUGGAGACGUAACAAGUACUUGGCAGCUCAGACACUUCCCCCGGGACCGAUUGGCUAUCCCAUUGUCGGCUCCCUGUUUCACGUGGACCCUCAAAAGCCGUUCGACUUCUUCCAAGCCUUGGCCCAAGAGCAUGGCAGAAUCUGUAAAGUGUACAUGGGUUCCAAGUUGUUCAUCAUUGUGACGGAUCCGGGGAUAUUGCGCAAACUCUUUGCCAAAACCGACUUCUGUGGCCGAGCCCCUUUGGAUAUUCCGUUCAAAAUGAUGGAAGGCUGCGGGCUGAUUGCGGCGGAGGGGGAACAUUGGAGCAUUCAACGGCAGUUCACAGCCAAGUUCAUGAAAGAAGUUGGAAUGCGAGGUGGGAACACCCAUGAUCGGAAGCAAAUGGAAGAGCGUCUCCUGAACACGGUCCGAUCUUUUGUCGACGAUCUCUGUGAGGGUGAAAGCAUUAGCUUAGACACCCCACUCCAGCAAACCAUUGGAAACAUGUUGAACGACAUCAUCUUUGGACAGCAGUACCCUCCCGAUGAUCCCAAAUGGCAAAGGAUUCAGUUCUUGCGCGAAAAUGGAGUCAAGCAACUGAAGAUGGCCCAAGCCUCGAAUCUGAUUCCAUUCUUGUCCUUGAUUUUCCGCGGAAAACUGAACGAAUUUGCUCAAGGCAUCAAGGAGACCCAUUCGGAGUACCAAAGAGUCAUCGACGUGCGCAAGAAGGACUUUGAUUCGGCGGGAGACUACCAUGGACCUAAAUGCCUCGUGGGCGAGUUUCUGAAGGCUAAACGAAAUGCGCAAAUGAAAGAUCCACAAAGCGCCGAAUCUCACUCCUUUAGUGACAAACAGCUUUGCUACUUGGCUGGGGACAUUUUCGGAGCGGGAAUCGACACCACUGUGAAUACUAUCCAAUGGUGCAUCUUGUACCUCUGUAAGCGACAAUUGAUUCAGCAGGAACUCUACAAUGAUAUCAAAACCCGUUGCGGAUCCAUCAUCACUCUCCAUGACAAACAUCAACUCGUCCAUCUACAGGCCUUUAUAUUUGAAGUGAUGAGAAUGAAACCGGCCGUGCCCAUGGGUGUGCCGCAUGGCACCACCCGAACGGUUGAUUUGGAAGGUUAUACCAUCCCCAAAGGAGCCACCAUCAUCCCCCUUCAAUGGGCCAUCAAUGGCGACGAAGAGUUUUGGGACGUUCCCACCGUGUUCGACCCCAAGCGGUUUUUAGUCUCGCCAGAAGAGUCUGAGAAAGAGUUGCGACCCAACCCCCACUUCAUUCCAUUUCAAGUGGGAAAACGACGUUGCGUGGGCGAGGAGUUCGGCUUGGACAUGAUCUUCUUGUUCUUGGCCAACUUUCUACAGCGAUUCCGUGUCCAACUCCCACGGGACGAUGACAACUACGACCUGAAUUGCUAUCCUGAUUUCGCAUUCACCCUCCAUCCAGUGCCCUAUCGAGUGGAGCUAACCGCUCGACGCGACUGAAUGAAUUAAUAAAUGACGAAGCUGA
Molecule: messenger RNA, 1832 nt
Organism: Tigriopus californicus
Lineage: Eukaryota; Metazoa; Arthropoda; Copepoda; Harpacticoida; Harpacticidae
Product: cytochrome P450 18a1-like
Exons: 5
Coding region: 104-1807 (567 amino acids)
Biological process (GO): xenobiotic metabolic process
Cellular component (GO): cytoplasm; intracellular membrane-bounded organelle
Molecular function (GO): iron ion binding; oxidoreductase activity, acting on paired donors, with incorporation or reduction of molecular oxygen, reduced flavin or flavoprotein as one donor, and incorporation of one atom of oxygen; heme binding
Source: RefSeq, a predicted model, not a curated record